ACUCAGAAUCCUCUUCUAACGAAAUUUCUCAUAUCGCAUUUCAUUUGAUCUCAAUGCGAACCGCGAAUGGACGCGAUCAAGCCACUUCCUCAGGUCUCGAGCUUCUCCGCUUCAGUCUUUAGCUUCCUCGAUGACAGGUUCAGAGACGCCGCGGAUCUCUCCCAAUCACCCGCUCUGGUCUCCGAAUUGGAAACCGAGAUUUCCGAAUUGGAUCAGAGAUUAGCCGGGCUGAACCGCCAGCUCGAGUCCGGUUUAGCUUCGUACGCUUCGUUCUCCGAUCGCAUCGGCGGUCUACUCAUCGGAGUCAAUGCCAAAUUAGCUGAUCUCUCUUCUUCUCGCUCCGCGUCAGAUGGCGGAAAGGAGGAGGAGACGAGGGAGCAUGUAGCUGGGGAGGAGCUUCCAUCACUGGCUAAAGAAGUAGCACAAGUUGAGUCUGUGCGGGCUUAUGCUGAGACUGCAUUAAAGCUAGAUACUUUAGUUGGUGAUAUAGAGGAUGCUGUCAUGUCUUCUUUGAAUAAAAACUUGCGAACAUCUCGGUCAAGUGGUUUUGAAGAAGUGCGUCUACACGCUAUCAAAACACUUCAAAAGACAGAAGAGAUACUGAGUUUAGUGGCAAAGAAGCAUCCUCGCUGGGGACGUCUUGUUUCUGCAGUUGAUCAUAGAGUGGAUAGAGCUUUAGCUAUGCUGAGACCUCAAGUGAUCGCUGAUUAUAGAGCGUUGCUUACUUCUCUUGGAUGGCCACCUCAGCUUUCUAACUUAACUUCAUCGAGCCUUGAUUCGAAGUCUGAUGAUGUCCAAAAUCCGCUUUUCAACAUGGAAGGGAACCUCAAAACUCAGUAUUGUGGAAACUUCCAUGCUCUGUGUAGCCUGCAGGGUCUGCAGCUGCAAAGAAAGUCGCGGCAGCUUGGGAGCCAUAAGGGUGAAAAUGUUCUCUUCCACCAGCCACUCUGGGCUAUUGAAGAGCUGGUUAACCCUCUGACUGUUGCAUCUCAGCGACAUUUUGCAAAGUGGAGCGAAAAGCCUGAAUUCAUUUUUGCACUUGUGUAUAAAAUCACAAGGGACUAUGUGGACUCUAUGGAUGAGUUACUGCAACCGCUUGUUGAUAAAGCAAAACUAGCUGGGUACAGUUGCAGAGAAGAGUGGGUUUCGGCUAUGGUGAGCUCAUUGUCUUUGUACUUGGUGAAAGAGAUAUUCCCUACUUAUGUUGGUCAGCUAAACGAACCUGAUCUUAGUUCUGAGGCUAAGGUUUCGUGGCUCCAUCUCAUUGACCUGAUGAUCUCUUUUGAUAAGCGAGUCCAGUCUCUGGUAUCUCAAUCAGGAAUACUUUCGCUUCAAGAAGAUGGGAAUCUUCUGAGAAUCUCCUCUCUUUCAGUUUUCUGUGACAGACCUGAUUGGCUCGAUAUAUGGGCAGAGAUAGAGCUAGAGGAGAAGCUCGUCAAGUUAAAGGCGGAGAUGGAUAACGACAGAAACUGGACGGUGAAGGUUCAAGACGAACUCAUCUCCACUUCAAACGUUUACAGACCACCAAUUGUUUCCAGCAUCCUUCUGCAGCACUUGUCAUCAAUCAUAGAACGAUCCAAAUCAGUGCCUGCCAUUUACUUGAGAGCAAGGUUCCUGAGACUGGCAGCCUCGCCAACAAUCCAGAAGUUCUUGGAUUGCCUUCUUCUCAGGUGCCAAGAAGCGGAAGGACUAACGGCUUUAACCGAAAAUAACGAUCUAAUCAAGGUCGCAAGCUCUAUCAAUGCUGGUCACUACAUUGAAUCAGUCUUGGAAGAAUGGUGUGAGGAUGUCUUUUUCCUCGAAAUGGGAAAUGGACAGGACAAUCCACAGGAAGCUCCGGGACAGGAGAACUUUACAGAACCUUCUGAAGGUAUUUUCGGAGAAGAGUUUGAGAAGCUGGAGAAGUUCAGACUAGAGUGGAUAAACAAGUUGUCUGUGGUGGUCUUGAGAGGCCUUGAUGCUCGGACUCGAGAGUACAUUAAAAACAGAAAGCAAUGGCAGGAGAAGAGAGACAAAGAGUGGACGGUGUCGAGGGCACUAGUCGGGGCUCUAGACUACUUACAAGGCAAAACGUCGAUAAUAGAAGAAAAUCUAAACAAAGCAGACUUUACAGCUACGUGGAGGAGUCUAGCCUCAGAGAUAGACAAGCUGUUCUUCAACAGCAUCCUGAUGGCGAAUGUGAAGUUUUCUGAUGAUGGAGUCGAAAGGUUUAGAGAGGACAUGGAGGUUCUAUAUGGGGUUUUCAGGGCGUGGUGUGUUAGACCGGAAGGGUUCUUCCCUAAACUAAGCGAGGGGCUAACACUUCUGAAGAUGAAAGAGAAGCAAGUAAAGGAGGGUCUGACCAGAGGCGAGAAAUGGUUACGUGAGAAUGGGGUUCGAUAUUUGAGUGAAGCCGAAGCCAAGAAGAUAGCAAAGAGUAGAGUGUUCUCUUAAGUUUGAUGAUGCUUUGCAAAUCUUCAUCUCAUUGAUAUCCUAGGAGAGUCGGACUAUAAAGGUACAUUCAUAUGUGUUGGCUUAGAUACGCACAGUUCGAAUAGGCGUGUGUGAUCAUUUCAUUUAUUUGUGGAUUAUAAAACUCAAAGUCUGGAUUUUGAAAUGAAGUUUUAACUAACAA
Molecule: messenger RNA, 2614 nt
Organism: Brassica napus (rape)
Lineage: Eukaryota; Viridiplantae; Streptophyta; Magnoliopsida; Brassicales; Brassicaceae
Product: RINT1-like protein MAG2
Exons: 4
Coding region: 67-2433 (788 amino acids)
Biological process (GO): regulation of ER to Golgi vesicle-mediated transport; endoplasmic reticulum to Golgi vesicle-mediated transport; retrograde vesicle-mediated transport, Golgi to endoplasmic reticulum
Cellular component (GO): Dsl1/NZR complex
Source: RefSeq, a predicted model, not a curated record